CCCUCUGUUUAGCGCGUAAUUAUUACACAUGCUUCUCCAACUCCCAGAACCGCUCGGCUUUGUCCACGCUCCUGACUUUGUGCCUCGGCUGGACCCUGCCCAGCAACGGCCUAGCACGACGUCGCCAGGACAUGGCUGUGUCUCAUCUGACUGGCCACUGCCGGUGAUAUGAAUAUCAUCACCCGUCCCUCAGCAUCUCCCCGACCUCCUGUCCGACCUGACCUUCUCUCUUGUACCAUCGCAGCCCGGAUCCGCUCCCGUAAUUUACUCUGAAACUUUUGUCACGCCGUAUUUGAAGAUGCCUUUCGACACGGAGCUGACCCGCCGGCUCGGCAUCGCUGUCCCUGUUGUUCAGGGUGGCAUGCAGCAUGUUGGAUACGCUGAGAUGGCGAGCGCUGUGUCCAACGCCGGCGGCUUGGGCAUUAUUACUGCCCUCAUCUUCCCAGAGCCCGAGGGCCUUCGCCAGGAGAUCCGGAAGUGCCGGAAGCUGACCAGCAAGCCAUUCGGUGUCAACAUCACUCUCCUGCCUGCUCUCGUCCCCCCAAAUUACGAGGCCUACGCCCAGGUCAUCAUUGACGAGGGCGUCAAGAUCGUCGAGACUGCCGGCAACUCUCCCGGGCCUGUGAUUUCCAAGCUCAAGAAGGCCGGCUGCAUUGUCCUCCACAAGUGCACGACGAUCAGGCAUGCUCAGUCCGCCGUUAAGCUCGGCGUCGACUUUUUGAGCAUUGAUGGUUUCGAGUGCGCUGGCCACGUUGGUGAAUCAGACAUCACCAACUUUAUCCUCCUCAGCAAGGCGCGCCAGACCCUCAAGGUGCCCUUCAUCGCCUCUGGUGGCUUUGCUGAUGGCCAAGGUCUGGCCGCCGCCCUGUGCCUCGGUGCCUGCGGCGUCAACAUGGGCACCCGGUUCCUGUGCACGGUCGAGUCCCCUAUCCACCACAACAUCAAGGAGCAGAUUGUCAAGGCGCAGGAGACCGACACCACGCUCGUCCUCCGCCGGUGGCGCAACACCACCCGUCUGUACAAGAACAAGGUGACGGAACAGGCGCUCAAGGUUGAGCAGGAGAGCAAGACGGGCGAGUUCUCCGAGAUUGCUCCCUAUGUCAGCGGAAAGCGCGGCAGAGAGGUGUUCAUCAACGGAGACCCAGAGUACGGUGUCUGGACUGCUGGUCAGGUUAUCGGUCUCAUCAACGACAUCCCGACCUGCAAGGACCUGGUUGCGAGAAUCGAGAGGGAGGCCGAGGAUACUCUCAAGGAGCGACUUGCGUUGGUUAAGCCGGCGCCUAAGCUAUAG
Molecule: messenger RNA, 1291 nt
Organism: Podospora pseudocomata
Lineage: Eukaryota; Fungi; Ascomycota; Sordariomycetes; Sordariales; Podosporaceae
Exons: 4
Coding region: 299-1291 (330 amino acids)
Molecular function (GO): nitronate monooxygenase activity
Source: RefSeq, a predicted model, not a curated record